AUGGGAAAUUUUGUAGACACACCACCGGUCGAGGCAGAAGAGCCUUCUGUUGGGACUUCUUCGGAUUCAGACACGGAGCUUAGGGCUGAUGAUUACGUCAUCGAUCUGGAUGCCCCUGAAUAUCACGAAUAUCUCAUGGAGAGGAAAAAGAGUUUGAGCGAAGGAGCUCUGCUCGAUGACGUUACUUAUCUAGACUGGAAGAGAAACAACAAUGUCUUAAAUGAACAAAACAGGUAAGGAAGUAACUUCCUAAGACUGAGGUUGAUAAGUCGAAUGCGUACAUUUCUCUAUCUUGUCCGCGAUCUGCGCGCGUUUGAUAAACAACUCUUAAACCACUUAAAGGGAGCCGUAAAUAAGCUUAUGGAACAGAUCAGUUUAAUGCCAGGCUAACGGGUCUUUAAGACAUCUUACGAAUAACGGCUAGGUUUUCUUUGAUUUUUCUUUAUUCGAGUGUCCGAAAAUAGUAAAUUCUUGCUGUGUAAGCAUGCUGAGUAGCUUUGAAAGUUAUUAACUCCCCUCGAUGGCUACUGGUUCACGUGGUAAGUGAUAUCGACAAAUAUCUCACGAGCAUUCGUUUAACAGACGCUAAAUGUUUGUUGGAAGUCUGUAUAAGCACUUAAUGUUUCUUCAAAGUAUUAAAAUGCAGAAUUCUUAGAUUUGCAGGACUAGCAGCUUAACACACGCAGAUUACAUGAACGAUUAUGCACGCUAAACAAAAAAAUCUGUCACCAGCGAAUACACAGUCAGCCAGAUUGUUCAUAUUUGAAUAUCUUGUAACUUUUUAAAAUCAAGGCACACUGUCGACACUCUCUUGACUGAACGACUAUUGCUUGAAAUAAAUUGAGCAUCCCCGUUUUUUCCAACCGCAGCGUUAUGUUAAGACCUUAUCAUUCAGCGCUUGGGGCCAGCUCGUCAAAAAAAAUUAUUUCCCUCCGAACGUUCCAGAACUUGAUUCUAGAUAAUUCCAAAAUGAAACGACGGAAAAGCAUCCGACCGAGACUGCUUAGAUUUUAAUCAACAUCCUUAUUAUUCAGCGCCAGCGGCAAGUUCGUCAAAACAAAUUAUCAUUCGCUAAACCUCACAGAACUCUAUUCUAGGGAGUUCAAGAAUGAUAUGGCAAAAGGACGUCUGAAUUGACCAAAACUGAGAACGUGAUUGCCAAUAAGCCAUUUUUUUAUUCUGCAAGAAAUAUCCUGAAACAUGGAUUCCAUGUGCAUUCAAUACAUUUCGCUAACGUAGUGUGGCUUUUGUGCUAUCGAUUGUCACCGUUUACAGCUAAUCAGGUGUAAAAGUUCUUUGUACACUUUCCUUUUGUUUGGAACUUGACAUUUUUGUUCUUUUGAACACGUCCUGUUUUCUUGAUGUUCAAACAUCACAUAAAGCUAAUUCAACAAUCGUUAAUUUUUUUUGGCUGUGUCCACCAGGAUUUACAUUUAUUUCAGUUUCCGGUCUCUUGUUAUGACAGAUCUCACGUUUUCGCCCUCAAACUACGCUUUCUGUGCUGUUUCAUCUAUUAUUGUUUUGAUCAGGUAAAAUAAAUCUUCUUUUCAUACUUUUCUAACUCUGCCACUCUUAUAUUAAAAGGAUCUCUGGCAAAUAAACGAUCGCCUCUCUGAUAAUUUGUAAAUAAUUUUCCUGCCGAUACACAAAUGCAGCCCCUUUACUUGCGCUUUGUGAUGCAAAUUACUCUAGAUCGAAAUGUCCUGCGGGUUUGCCUUUGUCUUAGUUACACGCAACUUUCAAUUUAAGACGGCAAGUAUGUUGCCAACACUCUUAAAAAAUUUGUUAACAUUUUAUAAAUUUAACGUGAAAUUUUAUUUCAAAAUAUCCUACAAACUUGGUAUAAUAUUAAUUUAGACAAUCGUUGAACAGAUGACUCAUAGCUGAUUAUAAAGAUAGGUAUCAAACAUUUCUUUUGUUUCACUAGUAAUUCGUGAUGCCCAUAUAUAGGAAUGCUUUAUUUACCUCAUAACCUCCUCCUACGACUCCAGCAGAGCGUGAUAUUGAUGCUGAAUUCCACAGUUAAUAUUUCUACGACUUAUUUACUAGUGAACUCCGUAGAAAAUACCAAAACUAUUCUUAAAGUUUCUAAACACAUAGGAAAGUCCUAUGGCUAUGAAAAAUGAACCUAACCAGUGAAGAAGAGAAUCGCUAAGAAUUUCAUAACUUUGCCUUUACUGUUUUGGCAUUCCAAGUUGACUUUUUGUUUCCAAUAAUUGCACUGAAGAUAAAACGGCUGCAAAUUAGUACAUACGCAUACCAUACCUAUACCACCAGUUCAAAAGUUUAAGUUAGCAUUUCCUUGAUUUAUUCUCAAUUUAUCUUUCUUUAACGAACUCCUCCAUCAGUUUCUUACUUGUUUUAUUGUUAACUUUUUCAGGAAUACAGACAGCAAGCAACGAAAUAACCGUGAGAUGUUGGGAAAGCGUCUCUCAGUGCCAACGACUGGCAACGAAAUUAGAGCUGUGAGGAAGAACACAAAAGAAUACGAGAAACGAGCUAUUGAAAGCAAACAACGUAUUGAUGAUGUUAAGAAAAAGUACAAUCUGAAAAACAGAGAUUACACUGCGAGAACAUAUGUUUGGAAUGAACAUGACAAAAAGCAGGCUAAACUGGAGAAGCAACAAAGAAAACUUCUCCGACAACAAAUUCGUCUCAAAUACAAUCUACCAACACCCAAGACAAGCAGAAAUACUGUCAUUGCUUCGGGAUGA
Messenger RNA from Pocillopora meandrina, 2714 nucleotides. NCBI's taxonomy places the organism in Eukaryota, Metazoa, Cnidaria, Anthozoa, Scleractinia, Pocilloporidae. The record is from the annotation of a GenBank genome assembly.